GGUUAUUCAAAGGAACAAGGUGAAUUGGCACCAGCGUCGUGAGUGUCCAGUUCUUUCUGUCCAUCGGUGCUCUGUGUGCGACAGGGUUUUUAGGAAAAGACACUUUCUGAUAAGACACAUGCACGAACAGAACCAUUACAAUGUGAAUGGCCAGACGGCCAACAGUUUGGCCACAUCCUCCGAUGCAGUGUCCAGCAGCCUCUCUGUUCUUCAGGACAAAAUGAACACGUCACUUCAGCUGCUCAAUGUCUCAGCCACACCAGCCAUGCGGGUUGAAGCUGAUGAUGAACUGGCUGCUAAGACUGAGUCUGAUUCAUGUGCGCUGAAGAGUGAUGAAGAGUGUAGAGAAAGUGGUGUCGAUCGCCCAAUGACUAAAGACAUUGGUAGAGUUGAUUACAUGAAAAGUGAUGUAGAAUGUAGAGAAAGUGGUGUCCAACCCCCAAUGACUAAAGCCAUUGAAAGAGUUCAGUGCAGCAUUUGUAGACUGUAUUAUCACAGCAGAAACCAGCUUUUUGAACAUUUAAAAGAUCACAUCAAUCAGGUCCUCACUAUUCAAAAAGUCCAAGAAUGGACAUUGAAGUCCUCAGAUUAUUUCUUCCUCACUGACGCUGAUGAUGACCAUGACAGAGAAACAGUGACGUCUGCCACGACAAGCACCAGUUGUCUGGACUCUGAGAUUACAUCGACCACGGACGCGACAGUCAAUUUUUCUAGUUUAGACUCUACGAUAUCUGCUGACCCCAAGUGGUCCAAGCCGCACAGAAAACGAAGCGGCCAUCGUCAUAAGGGAGAUGUUCUCAUCUGUGAAUUUUGCAGUGAACAAUUUGGUUUCCGCAAGGACCUCCAUUUUCACAUGGAGACCAAACACAAAGACAGCACGUUAAAAUGUCCAGUCUGUAAGAAGAAAUUCAGCUGGAAGAAACGUGGCAAGUUUUAUGAGAGGCAUCUCAACUCGCAUUAUGGGGUCAAGGUGUUUAAACACAAGUGUGAAACCUGCGGAAAGACAUUUCUAGAAAAUUCCAAACUGCGCGCUCACAUGUCUCUCCACAACACGGAGCUGCUCCACAGGUGCGCGGUGUGUAAGAAAGGUUAUGCAAAUAAAUCUAGUUUAGUACGGCACGAGCGGAAGCACACAGGAGUCAAACCGUACCAGUGUCAAGUAUGUUCAGAGAGUUUCAUGGAGAAGCGCGAGUUGCUCCGCCAUUCCACCACACAUACAGGUGUGGCCCCCUUCAGCUGCAGCGAGUGUGGUCAAGGGUUUACUCUGAAGACAUCUUACAUGUCUCACAUGAAGAAGAAACAUUUUAAGCCUUAGCAAUUACGCCUUAAACAAUUAAUACUUAUUGUUUUACAGCAAUGUAGAAGUGGGGUGACUUUGGCCUGUUUGGAACUUUAGAGUCUUAUGAACUAUUAGUUACAGAAUAGUGUUAUGAACUACAGAAUAGUGUUAUGAACUAUUAGUUACAGAAUAGUGUUAUGAACUAUUAGUUACAGAAUAGUGUUAUGAACUAUUAGUUACAGAAUAGUGAUAUGAACUAUUAGUUACAGAAUAGUGUUAUGAACUAUUAGUUACAGAAUAGUGUUAUGAACUAUUAGUUACAGAAUAGUGUUAUGAACUAUUAGUUACAGAAUAUAUCUUCAUGCAAACAAUAUAAACUAUUGAGCCCCAAUUUAUAGCUUAUGUUUUUUGUUAAUUGUAAUUUCAAGGAGAUGAAAAUUUUUUCCUUAAACAUAUUAUUAAUGUGUCACUGGAGUCUUAUCAUGCAGGUAUAAAUAAAAGGAUUUUUUUUGCUUCAACUGAAGUAGUCAGGCAAAUUUAUUUUUCAUGAACGUUUAGAAAAGAAAUGCGAAUCAAGAAAUAUACUUUUGUAUUGUUGUAGACUCCCUAAAUUCUUAUGACAAUGUGUCUCCUUGCAACAUUGAUUAUUAAAAUUUUUCCCAUCUGACUGGGCACCGCUGGUCAUCUGACUGGGCACCGCUGGUCAUCUGACUGGCCAUAACAUUUAUUUUUUUGAAAUUGUCAUUCUUAUUAUACAUGCAAUACUUUGAGCCUAUCAGGUCAUAACCAGUAUUAUCUGUAGACAUAUUUGUGUACCAUUUCUAGUAAAUAAAGGUGAAGGAUCAUAGAUACAACUUUAGAUGUUUUUAGACAAAGCGAAGCAUUAAGUUUAAUGCAUUUUCUUAUUAUUUUAUAUAUCAUCAUUCUUUUACUCCAUCAUUCUUCUAAUGUUUCCUUCUUCUGUGUACUUAAAUAAAUAGAAUGACAUUAGACAUUAGAGUUAGGCUAUUUCACCCCUCCCCCCUUUUCCUUAGAGAUGUUACAAGUGACAGUAUGUUUUCAUCCCCUCAUAUUGUUAUAAAUGACAGCAUGUGUUCAUCCCCACUCUUAUUGUUAUAAAUGACAGCAUGUAUGCAUCCCCAUUUAGUUUGUUUCCAACUACCAUUGACUGUAUUCCAUGUGAUAAAUUACAGAGAAGCAUUAUUACCUUACAUUUCAUUUGUUUUUAUUUAUCCACUUUCAACUGUGGUCAACACGCCCUAGCCCUGGAGGGACAGUGGGUCUAUCAUUUGACCUGCUUGCUUGUGCCUGGUUGUUGGCCCGCUUGUGCCUGGUUGUAGGCCCGGACAGUCAACUACUAGUUACUUUCUUACUCACACAGUCAAAUAGCAUUAUUAUAAUUAA
This is a messenger RNA of Lymnaea stagnalis (great pond snail), 2683 nucleotides long. The record is from the annotation of a GenBank genome assembly. NCBI's taxonomy places the organism in Eukaryota, Metazoa, Mollusca, Gastropoda, Lymnaeidae.